Pseudozyma hubeiensis SY62 is the source of this 912-nucleotide messenger RNA. RefSeq lists its product as hypothetical. The transcript has a single exon. The coding region runs from base 1 to 912 and encodes 303 amino acids. Lineage: Eukaryota; Fungi; Basidiomycota; Ustilaginomycetes; Ustilaginales; Ustilaginaceae. The record is from RefSeq and is a predicted model, not a curated record.
AUGGUCAGAUUCCCGACAUCCGCACCAAUUCGAUUGGUGUUGCUGGACGCCUUUGAUACGCUCGUGACACCGCGAAGCGCUCCGCAUCUGCAAUAUGCUGCAGUUGCGAGGGAGCAUGGCCUGCAAGUAUCGGACGAUGAUGUCAAGACUGCAUUCAAGCAAGCGUUUCGGUCAACGUCGGAGCAGCAUCCGAAUUACGGUCUACAGACCAACAUCGCAUCUCCCGACGAAUGGUGGAAGCAGGUGAUCCAGCGCACGUUUGCUCCUCAUCUGCAUUCUCAAGUCACUGCGGAACAGUAUGACAGAUGCAUCGAGUCGCUCUCGUCCCGUCUCGUCACUCGAUUCGGCACCAACGAGGCGUAUCAUUUGUUUCCAGACGUGGUUCCCACGUUGCAGCAACUCUCCCAUUUCGGAGCCAGCAACAAUCUUCCCAUCACGAUGGCACUUGCCACCAACAGCGAUCCGCGUAUCCUCUCGGUGCUCAAGAGCUUCAACCUGGAUCGUUUUCUGCAACUCGACGUACACGCCACCGCGACAGCUCCUUCAACUACCGCGGCCGCGCUGCAGCCGCCGCCGACACUGUCCUACUUUGAAAAGUGCGCCAAACCAGACCCACGCUUCUUCCACGCCGCCGUUCGUCGAGCCUCAUCUCCGUCAGCGCAGCUAGAACCCGCCAAUGUGCUGUACGUUGGCGACCAGUUGCACGAGGAUUUCUGGGGAGCUGCCGACGCUGGUUUGCAAGCUGCGUGGCUGCAACGGCCCGCCACAUUGCAUAGCAACCAGCCGUACCAGCAGGUGCUCAAGGACCGCAGCUCUCAGCAGGAGCUCCAGUAUGCCAGGCAGAGGACCAUACCAAGCCUCUCGAGUCUGGUCGAUAUCGUCACGCAGAGCCACACUCGGUUCUUUGAAUAG